Messenger RNA from Trichobilharzia regenti, 7235 nucleotides. Lineage: Eukaryota; Metazoa; Platyhelminthes; Trematoda; Strigeidida; Schistosomatidae. The record is from the annotation of a GenBank genome assembly.
AAUGUUUUAUGCGGAAUUUCAACUACGUUGCUAGUGUAAAUUAUAAAUUGAUUAGGCAUGUCGGACUUUACAUGGGAGGAAAUAUCUAAGAUUAGCGAAGAUGACAUAGACAUAGACAACGCAGAUUACUACUGCGAACUUUUUGGAAAUGGAGAUGUAGGAAAUUGGGAUGACAAGGAUAAACUCAAAUACGUUUUUCAAAUAAUGCAGGUCCUUCUCAAUCUGAAGUGGGAACAGUGGAAGUUUGCAGAAUCAAGCUUAGACGAUAAGAAUGGAGAGAUUGACAAUCUAAAAGACCAAAUAAAGGAAUUGGAGCACGAGAAUAAAGACCUCCAGAAAGCUGUCUCUGCUUGCGGUCUUGAUAGAGGUAACAUUGGAGAAGCCAGACGACUAGAAUUUGCGGUGGUGAAGUUGGAAUCCGAAUUGGAGUCUUUAAGAAUAGCUAAAGAUGUCUCAUUCAAAGAAAAGGAAGAAUUGAUGAAUGAAAAGCGUGAACUGGAACGCAGAAUAGAGCUUAUUUCUAAGGAAAAUAGAGAGCUUCUGGAACGUUAUGAGUACCUACAUAUACAGCUCCAGGAUCGCUCUAGCCUAUAUGGUAAAUCUAACGAAGAGGCCAGCUAUAGGAAAGAAAUUUCCUCAUUACGUGCAAAAAUUCGAGUCCAGAAGGCUGAGAUAGACGCAUUAGAAGACGAAAAACAAAACUUGUGGAAUGAUGUGAAGCGUCUUGAGAGCAAUCUGAAGCAAGCUAGCUUGGAGAUUGAUCGAGCGACAGAUGACUACGUUCGCAUGAAAGAAGCAUUGACUGAAGCCGACAGAAGUCAUGCUGAGAAAACAGCUGAGUGCAAUCUUUUGCGUGCACAAGUGGCCAGUCUUUCAGAAAAGAUUGACCACCCCGAAGAAGCGAAUGACUUUAUCAUGAACGUUGUUGAACAGAAGAUAGAAGAAUGGAAAGAGAUUUUGGCAGAUAAGGAUAUGGAAAUAGUAAAGCUUAAUAAACAGUUGAAUGAGAUAUCUCAGGAGGUACGUGAUUUGAAAGCUGAUUCGGAUAAGACGAGUGUACGAGCAUUAGUUCAAACUAUAAAAGACCGUGAUGGCCAAAUACAAUCCCUGAAAAAUCAACUUACUGAUGCUACAAAUGAGGUCGAGAAGAGUACUGCCCUUCUAAAGGACUUUGCUAAACAGGCAGACGAAAAUGAAUUUGGUGGCAACAAUCGCAAAGCUGAUCGCAUUGCGGUAUUAAAGAAACAACUUCAGGAAAAAGAUAACUUUAAUGCUGAAUUGGAGAAAAGAUUGAAGCAUGUAGAAGAAGCUGCAUAUUUACAAGCUAAUGAAAUAACUGUUUUGGAAAAACAACUAAAACGUUAUGAAGAGGGCGAAUAUGGUUUAUCAGAAGCUAUAUCGGAGCUGAAAGCGACACGAUUACAGUUAAACUCGAAAGAAAGGCAGCUGGAAGAAAUAUGUCGUUUAGCAAGUCAAGCUGAAUCAUCUUUGAAUGAAAUAAAUCUGGAGAAUGAACAUUUAAGAAAUAAAUUAGGGAUUCCACUAAAUGAGACAAUCGAUUUGAACGGUUACAGACGUCAGAAAAGAGCAAAGAAGGAAGAGGAAUGUGCUGUAAAUAUAAUUUUACAGAAAGAAAUCGAAAAGUUGGAAGAUGAGAGGCUAGAACUAAAACGAAAGCUGCGUAACCUUGCGGGUCAACUAGGCCAACAGUAUGGUUUAUCAGAUUCCCAUGUUGAUGGAGUACUUCUUGGUAAUUUGACUCAGGCUGAUGAAGAGGUAAUAUCUGCACGUUCUGCUAAAGCAGUCUCAGCCUCAAUAUCUGAUCUAAAAGAUAAACAUUCAGCAGGUGAAAAUGAGUUGGUAAAUCUUCCAGAAAUAUGGAAGGCAAGAUUCAAAGUACUGGAUGGUGAACUGGCUCAAGCCAUUAUGCAAAUUGAAGAGGGACAUAAGAAACAAGACAAGCUAGAAACCCGUUUGAAACAAAUUACUGAAGCGAAUAUACUUUUAGAAAAUGGUUUCAAAGAAAUUCAAAAGCAAAUACGCUCUUAUGCUAAAUCAAAGGAUCAAGUUGACAUGGGAAAGGCAGGACAACAAAAUGAGAUUAUUAACAACUUGAAAUCGACAGAUGAAAAUGUGGUACUUGACUGUCCAUCUUUGGAUAAGUUAUUAGCUGCACUAGAUGCAAAGAAUAUAGCGGACGAUGUGGAUACUGGAAGAUAUUUAAAAUCUAGAGUUGACCACCUUGAAGGAGCAAAUCAGGAGUUACGUUUUCACCUGCGUGAUACACGAUUAAAUAGCGCGACGAAUGAGGUGAAACUGAACCAAGCAUAUGAUCGAAUUAAACAGCUUGAAUCACAGCUUAAAUCCCUUGAUACACUGGAUAAUGAUUUGUCACAUCCAAAUCAAGCAUAUCCCACCAAUCAGAUUUCACUUCCAAAAGAUCUCAAUCCUGAUGCAGCUAAAACCAUUCUAACACUGGAAGAGCAUCUAUUAACGAUGGUGAAAGAUAUUAACGACAAAAAUACACAACUGAUGUCUUUUGAUAAACAAAUGGAAGGUGCACGAAGAAAGUAUGCAGUUUGUAAACAUCGUCAAGGUUUACUAUACCGUGACUUUUAUAAUGAACGUGAGGCUUGGAAAAAAGAGAAGGAAAAACUUGAACAACGUAUAGAACGUUCGGAAACCAGAGCUAAUGAUUUGGAAGUUCAUAAAACCGAAUUGAUACGUCUACAGGAUAUGUUAUCAAGUUUAGACUCCUCUAGUGAUAAUAAAGAACAAAGUGAAAAUUCAUCUAUUAAACAGAAGAUUGCUGACCAGUCACGACAGUUAUUAUUACUACGUGUUAAUGAAGCUGGUCUCCUCCGGCGAUAUGCUGCAACACAAGAACGUGAAGCAGCCUUGUCUAAGGAAAAUACAAGCCUGAAAAGCGACCUUAUACAGCUGGAAUCAGCUGUUAGUGCACGGUUGAAUUAUUAUGCAAGAUAUAAAGAAAUUGCAGCAUUUCAAAUACAGAAAUUACAAAAGUCUUUGGAUAGUUGCGUCACAGAGGAUGAAUUGAAUAGUCUAAGAAAUGAAUAUGAAACACUGGCUAUAAAAUACAGGGAAUUACUAGAACGCGAUUCUGAUAGUGUUAGUAAUCAACUGGCUUUAAAGUCAACUCAGGCCAAUUUAGAUGCUCUAAAGAAGCAACAUAAUGAACUGAAAGAACAAUUGGCGAUUGAAAAGGAAAGAAGAUACCUCCUAGAAAGUUCUGGAAUUCAACUUCAGACAAAUACCACUAAACAUGUUCAGAUCGAAGACGAUAAAUCAGAUAUGAAUAUUGCUAAGCGUCUGGCUUUAGUAGAAAUGAAGGAGUUAAAUGAACGUGAGCGUGCUAAUCAUGCACAAAGCAUGCUAAAAACGAUCCAGGAUGCUAACAAGCAAUUGGAAAACAGAAAUAGAGAACUCGAAGAUAAAUUUAACAAACUUACCAGGUCUUUAAUGGAAUUACAGAAAACUGAACAAAAACUAAGACAAGAAUAUGCAAAGGCUGUUCCUAUAUCUAUUCAUCGUGAGCUUGAAACCAAAAACACGGAAUUAGAACAGGCUGAUCUAAAACUUCGUCAUGAAAUUGAUCAGUUAAAAGAAGUCACUUUAAUUUCAAUGAACCAGCAUCAAAAUUUAGAAGAUCAGCAAAAUAAUCAAAUGAUAGAAAUAAAGAACCUACGCGAACAGAUGAGUGAACUGGAAUCUAAAGAUGACUCUAGAGCAAAUCUAGCUCGCCUUCAUCGUCUUGUAACACGGAUGCAGAUAUCAGAAUCUACUGCACUGCGUCGUUUAGCAUCAACUCAAGUGAGAGUAAACCGUUUGGAAGCAGAUUUACUAAAGUCUGAGAAACGAUUAACUCUAAAAGAAAAUGAAUUAACAUGCUUGUACAACAAGUCACGUGAGCGUGAAAGAAGAUUACGUGAAACAAUUACAAUUUUACGUCAAAGGUAUGCUGGUUGUAUACCUCUUGGACAACAAGAAAAAGUGUCUAAUCGUCUAUCAGAAGCACUUCAUCAGUGUAUGUCCAGUCAUUUAGCACUUGAGGAAGCUGUGAAUGCUAGGAUAAAAGCUGAAUCUACGAUUGAUGGAUAUGAAGAAAAGAAACAUUUAACAUCAGAAAUCCAGAAUAUUUUAACAGAAUACAAUAAGCAACAUUCAAAUGACAGUAUUAACAAAAAUUUGGAAAGGAAACUAUUAGAAUGGCAAGAACGACUGAGUGAUCUACGUGUUUCAGAGUCAUCACAACGUCGUCAGGUUGAAAGAGUAAAGGAACAAGUACAUCAUUUGGAAUCUCUUGUACAAAACCAAGAAGCUCAACUAAACCAACUAGAAUUAGAAAAUUCACGCCUAGUUAAAGAAUUAGAUCAACGUGAAACUCAGUGGGAACAACGUGAAGCUGAAUUAGAAGGGGCUUUAGAAAGUAAUACACAAUCUGAAAACAUAAUAUCGGAAAAUCUGAGUGAACUAAAAUCGAUUCCUAUGCUCCUGACAAAUGAAGACAUUGAACCGGUAAUGGAUCAGAUUAAUCAAAACGCCAGCUUUAAUGAACAGCAAACACCACAUGGGACUUCACAAAAACCAAUGCAAAAAUCUGAUCACCAAAUAAUAGGAAAAUUGACAAAUGAAAACACAGCACUUCGAAAGCGUCUCACUCAACUGUUACAGCUUCUACGCGCUCAGGAUUGUAAAUUACAAAAUGUAAUCAACCAUCCUUCUACGGUGCAAAAUCCAGAUACACAAUCCACAAUAGCUGGUCUGCGUGCCAAUAUGGAAUUACUGCAGCGUCGACUAAAUGGAAAAGAGGAGAGUCUCACAAGGGUUAAUGAACUGCUUAGACAGGCCUAUGAAGCGAAUGAGCAGUCAAACGAGAGGCAUCGACAAGAAAUUGCUAUUUUACAGAAUAAACUUCAAAAUAAAAUGGAAGACACCAUGCUGCAAUUAGCGCAAAAGGUAGAAUCUGUCGGCCGACAAGAAACAUCUAAUAUGCAUAUGAUUGAACUGAAGAAACGAUUAAGUGAAUUAGAAGAGGCUCUAAAUGAACAAAACCAAGCUGUAUUUCGUCAGGCUGAAAGAACAAAAAUUAUACAGCAAGAGUGUGACCUAUGGCAGCUGAAAUACAACCAGCUACAAACAAAAAUUGAGGCCGAGAAGACCAGUGUCGAAGAUUUACAUAGACAAGAAAUUGUGAAAUUAACCUCACAUAUUGAACAGUUACAAAAAGAACUAGACAGACGUAAUGAAAAACUAAAUGAAUUGGGUAAUGAAAUUAAACGCUGGAAAACAGAAGCAAGCAAAUCCCCAUCAGUAAUGCAACGUCAGUUAACUGAACGCCUACGCAUUGAUCUAAUCGAAAAAGAAAAACAAAUUCGAGCCCUAUCAAAAGCACUAGGAGAACUACGCCAAGAUCUCGUAAGGCAAGCUGAACAAGCUGUUCUGGCUACCAAUUCACUGCCUUCGGUUCAGUCUGUACCCCCAGUGAGAGACAUGAAAGAAAAGGAUACUGUCAAUGAGACAGAAAUAUUGCCAAUUAGCACAAAAUCUGUUGAGUCGACAGGGCGACCUCAAGUGGAUAAAAUUAAAGAUGAAAUUAAAAAUCAGCAAGGUGAAAUACUAAAACUUGAGGAAAUAAACAAAAAGCUUGAAUUAGAAUGCAAGGAGUUACACAGUCAGCUGGAACGUGUUAAAAGUAUCAGAGCGUUAGAUGCUCCCCAACAGAAGAUUGAUGAACUGACUCGGAAGAAUCGAAUGCUUGAGGAUGAAAUUAGCAGAUUAAGAAUGAUACCUGAAAAGCCAUAUCAAGAAUCAAAUAAAAAUAACAAAGAUUCUGAAAUGUCAUCCAUGAUACGAGCCAGCUUGGCAAAUGAAUGGGAAGCACGUAAACGUUUGGAAGCGGAAAUAAAUAAAGUUAAAGAACAAUUGACUAAAAAGACUUCAGAAUUGAAUUCAUUACAUAAGCAACUAGAACUAACUAGAAAUGCACUUGAACGAACAAACAAACAAAAUGAACAACUAAGAAAGAAAGUUCACGAACUAUGGGGACCUGGAGAGACCUGUGACCAAACACAUGAUCCGAAUACAGAGGCAAAGAAAGAAAGUACAACUGAGUCAUCAGUUUCAAAUGUUGCUGAACGUGUUGAGCUGCACAAACAAGUUGAACAGUUACAAUCUGAAGUCGAGAGGCUUAGAAGAGCUCAAAGAAUGGUAGCAGGUUUACCACCUGGCACAAAAUCUAUGAAUACAGAUGCUAUGCUAAUACAAAGUGCAGAGAUGCGAAAUAAGAUUUUGUCAGACCGCAUACAAGAUUUGGAAAAGCAACUGGUCGACAAGGGUUUUGUCAGUCAGGCAAAAAUGCAGUUGGAAGAAGCCAUCCAGCGUGACUUAUUACGGCUGAAUAAUGAAAAUAUGGAACUUAAGUUUGAACUAGAAACUUUGAAAUCAGACGCAUCACGUUAUAAAACUAGAAUCCACGACUUGCAAAUCUAUGUUGACUUACUGAAACAAGAAAAAGAAUUGCUGCGUUCUGGUCAAAAUCUGGACAAAUCGUUCAGUUCCGAUAGCAGUACAAUGAGUAAUAUCAAAAGAAUUGGUGAGAGUGGAAAAUCUCCUAAAGAGUUGGAAAAAAUUAUUGUUUGCUUGAAAAAAGUAUUGAAACGCAGUCAAGCUGAAAACGAGCGUUUGAAGUGUGCACCGGGACCGGUAUCUCAAAGUCAGUUACAACAAUAUAAAGCAGAAAUCAAACGAUUGCAAAGUGAGUUAGAAACAGCGCAGUUAGUCGCUGGAGCUAGACUGUUAGAUCGGCGAGUGGCAAAUGAACAGGGAACCACUAAAUUAAUGCAUGAGUAUGAUAAUCUAAGAAAAAGUUAUGAAGAGAUCACAACAAAGAAUCAAGAGAUGAAAAACCAAAUGCGACAGUUACGCCAAGAAAUGGACAAAAUAAAGAACACUCCUGAGAAUUGGAACCCUGACAAGCGAACGGAUGAAGAUCAAUCAUGAUAUUUAUUUAUACUAUCAUAACACAAUGAACUAUAAACCAUACUUAUUCUUUUACACAAAAUCAUUAUUAUUGUUAUCGUGUACGAUGUUAUGGAGAAAAAAACAAAUAAACUCACGUGCUUGUUUUUUUCUGGUGGACUUGGCUGAUAUGGAGGCAAUUAAAGAUAGACUAAGUCUUGUUAUUAGCGCAAUGUUAUCACUUUACUGAUUAUGAG